Molecule: messenger RNA, 624 nt
Organism: Cordyceps militaris CM01
Lineage: Eukaryota; Fungi; Ascomycota; Sordariomycetes; Hypocreales; Cordycipitaceae
Product: MFS drug efflux transporter, putative
Exons: 1
Coding region: 1-624 (207 amino acids)
Biological process (GO): transmembrane transport
Molecular function (GO): transmembrane transporter activity
Source: RefSeq, a predicted model, not a curated record
AUGGUGACCAAGAGUAACGACUCUGUACCUCGCAGCAGCCUCAGUCAGCUGCAGUCGGCCCGUGAGAUGUUCCCCUGGAAGUGGAAGCUGGCUAUUUCCGCCAUCUUCAUCUCAAAGUUCCUCUUCGCGCUCCAAAUGAUCAUUCUCAUGAGCCUCCCGCGCGGCAGUUUCGAAGAGCUCCCUAGCAUGCAGAAGCUCUCCUGGCAGCACUUCGCCUUCCCCAUCGGUGCCGUCAGCGCCAGCCUCGUCGUGGGCGUCUCCUUUGGUGGCGUCACGUAUCCCUGGAGCUCUGCCCAGAUCAAUGCCUCCUUGUGCGCCUUGGGCGUGCUCUUCAGUGGCUCCGGCUUCCUGCAGGUCUACACUGUCUUUAUCUCUGUCGCUCGCCGUGUCUGUCCCGUCGAGUUCUUUCCCAGCCGCACCAUCCUGAUAUUCUUUGCCAGGGCGGCCGCUGGCGGCAUCGCAAUAUUCCUGCCCAUCUACAUGACGCCGCUAUAUUUCGAGGUCAUCCGCCCAGACUCGGCAUCGAGGUCGGGUGUGCGCCUGCUGCCAUUUAUCUUCGUCGUCAUCUUUGCCAUGGGCAGCAACAUCGCCCUGCUUGCCCGCCAGGCUCUGUACAUGCCCUAG